CAUCUGAGCCAGCUCCUGGUCUCCGUGCUGCCAGUGCCGGUCCCCGGGGCAGAGGGGCCUGGAGCUGCCAUGACGACGGGCGACUGCUGCCAUCUCCCCGGCUCCCUGUGUGACUGCCCAGGAAGCGCUGCCCUCUCCAAGUCAGUGGAGGACUCCGACAUCGGUCGCCCGCAGUACGUCACGCAAGUCACCGCCAAGGAUGGACGGCUCCUCUCGACAGUGAUCAAGGCGCUGGGCGCGCAGAGUGAUGGUCCCAUCUGUCGAAUCUGUCAUGAAGGUGGAAAUGGGGAGGGACUGCUUUCCCCGUGUGACUGCACAGGAACACUGGGCACCGUGCACAAGAGCUGCCUGGAAAAAUGGUUAUCCUCCUCCAACACAAGUUACUGUGAGCUCUGCCACACAGAAUUUGUUGUAGAGAGAAGACCGAGACCUUUGACAGAGUGGCUGAAGGAUCCCGGUCCCCGCAAUGAGAAGAGGACCCUUUUCUGCGACAUGGUGUGUUUCCUGUUCAUUACUCCCCUAGCAGCGAUCUCCGGCUGGCUGUGUCUGCGCGGAGCCCAGGAUCAUUUGCAGUUCAACAGCCGACUGGAGGCUAUCGGACUCAUAGCACUAACUAUAGCACUUUUCACAAUCUACGUCCUUUGGACGCUGGUUUCGUUCCGCUACCACUGCCAGCUGUACUCAGAGUGGCGAAGGACCAACCAGAAAGUCCGCUUGAUGAUCCCAGCCUCGCGGAGCCCUCACCCCGUGCCCCACUCCCUCCUCUCUGCCAAGCUCAUGAAGAAGACCGCAGAUGAAACCACCGUCUGA
This is a messenger RNA of Fulmarus glacialis (Northern fulmar), 810 nucleotides long. It is a transcript of the gene MARCHF2, whose product is annotated as membrane-associated ring finger (C3HC4) 2, E3 ubiquitin protein ligase. The coding region runs from base 70 to 810 and encodes 246 amino acids. Gene Ontology annotation, biological process: protein ubiquitination. The transcript is spliced from 5 exons. Gene Ontology annotation, molecular function: ubiquitin-protein transferase activity; zinc ion binding. The record is from RefSeq and is a predicted model, not a curated record. Lineage: Eukaryota; Metazoa; Chordata; Aves; Procellariiformes; Procellariidae.